AAAGAAGGCUAAGGUGGAGGAAGAAGAAGUGAUAGAAGAAGUCGCCGGAACGGAGGAAGAAGAGUAGGCUGCCAAUUGUCACAAAUGUGGGCAAUCAGCUCAUCCGGAUCCAAUCUGAUUAUCCGGCGCUCGGCAAGAAGCGCCCCAAAAAUGAAUUUAAGAAUGGAUAGCAGCGAUACGAGUGAGGAAGAGAGCGACCUACGAAGAGAAACCUACCAAACGGAAACGAGGCAAUGAAUCUUGGGACUCAUCUGGAGAGUCCAGCAGUGACGCCUCCUAGGGCAGAUCGAAAAAGCGGAGUGUGGCCAAAAGUAAAGCGGAACAGGUCACAGCCACCCCUAAACCCAAGCCCAAACCACCGCCGCGUAAUGCGCCUGCCAAUCGAGACAGAGGCCGUGGAGGACGAUCCAACAAAGUCGAGUUGCCAGUCCUUUGAUGAAAGACGAGCUUCCAGCCGCCGCCUCCAUCCCUGUUUUGUCGCAAGACCUUCAAGUAUCGAGAUUGAUACAAAAGAUGCAAGCAGAUGUUCCGCCGCCAACGUUACCGACUUGCAAAUCAACCACCCGAUCAAUUCUCAAUCCAUUUCAAGCAGCAGCAACUGUCCGGCGAGGCAAAUUCCAGGAAUUCUUCCGCAGCCGACGCUCGUUCGAGACGUUUUGGACAGCCAAACGCCACCACCUGCCGUCCAGUUGCCUCCGAUAGUGGUGCCGCCGCUCACUCAGCCGCAAAUCAUCGCACUCAGCGUCUAGUUGCCGCCACUCUACAGCCAUGGUGGAGCCAUCAAGCAGACGCGACAUUCUCUGCCGACAACGCCGUCAAUGUAUUUCAUUCCUCACGUCGUCAAAAUGAGCGAUUUGAUUGCGUCCUCGACUCCACUGUUGUCAUUCGGCCUUACCCGACGACUGCGACGUCGACGUCGUUGAGCCCAAGCAUCAGCGGUAGCUCAGCACCUGGUAACCCUCUCAGUAUUCAAGGACUCCUGGGCACAGAUUACGGCUCGAUCCCUUCGGUGCGGCCGUCUGCGCAUUCCAUCUUGCCGUACGGAAAUACGCCUCACAUGAUAGGCCACAGACCUUUCCUCAAUCACACACCUUAUGCGAAUCCUUAUAGUGCGGCGCCGGUUACGCCUACUCCUCGUAAGGCACUCAAUUACUGCUUCCAUGAAUCAAAUGGAGAGCCGGGCGCAAACGGGCUCUUCUGGGGAUGAAGCCGACGGUACUAGUUUUGUUGAUUACCAAACACGAAUGGUUCAGGCCACCAAAGAAAUUGCUCGACUAUCCAUAUAGCCACCGUUAUGACUUUUUAUAUUAUAAAUUCUAUAAAAUUUCACUGUCAAUUCAAUGUAUUUCUU
Molecule: messenger RNA, 1351 nt
Organism: Daphnia pulicaria
Lineage: Eukaryota; Metazoa; Arthropoda; Branchiopoda; Diplostraca; Daphniidae
Exons: 5
Coding region: 524-1207 (227 amino acids)
Source: RefSeq, a predicted model, not a curated record